GGAGAAGACUCGCUGCGUCCGAGUCCCAGCCGUCUCGAGGCCGGCCCGCCGUGAUGCUCGCGGUGUCGGAGCGUCGUCCGACUCGUGGGAAGAGGCAAGGACGUGUCGACCACGAGCCAAGCGGAGGCCGCGACCGGACAUGAGUUCCCGCGCGCAGUGAAGAUUCGGAGCGUGUUGCGCGAGGCGUCGGCUUCCUGUACCCUGUUUUAAGAAGGGACUUGGGAAUUGUAUACGACUUGUUGCGGUUCGAACCCUCGAACGAUGUUGGUGUUUUGGCGUUCACGGGAGAGGUAUUGGAGGCGUCGAAGCUCCGGUUCGUGCUGACGCUCCCAGUGGUCGACGAGGAUUACAAAUGGAACAGGAACAGGAGAAAGAAGACGUCCAAGAGGACCUGGCGCAGGCCGCCGGCGUGGACGAAGAUGCUGCGUGCGGCAGCAGCCCCCGGCGCUCGCCCUCGCAGCGGGUGGGCGAGGCCCUGCGCUCAGCGUCGACCUUCUGGGGCAACAUGGCUCGCUUUCGACCGAGCUUCCUGGGCGGCAAGGAGGAGGACAACCUGCCGGACCACCUGGGGCCCGUCAAGCAGCUAUAUUGCCGCACGGGGCACAAUUUGGCCGUCUUCCCUGCCGGCACCGUCUACGGCACCAGGGAGCCCUACAACCGAUACGAGGGCGACGACCAGCAAGACUCGGAAGUAGAAGACAAAGAGGAAGAAGCGACGGGGGAAGAAGGAGCCGUCCUUGGAUGCCCAGAACCCUUCGACCCACACGCCAUCUUGGAGCUGUCCUCUCACGACAUCGGAGAGGUGAGGAUCCGCGGAGUGGAGACGGGCCUCUACAUCUGCAUGGACGCCGAGGGAAACGUUUAUGCCAAGAAGGAUAGACUCGCAGAAGACGGCAUCUUCUACGAGAUCUACGAGGGCGGCUACAACAACUACCUGAGCAAGCUGAACAAGGAAAAAGGCUGGUACCUGGGCAUCAAGAAGUCCGGCGUGCCCAAGCCAGGACACAGGACGGCACGCGGCCAAAAGGCCGUCCAGUUCCUGCCCAGAGCCGCUCGGCAGCCCACCUAGCGGGAGCACGUCGCGUGUUGAGCCGGUCUCUGUCACACCUGACGGUGCAGCAGCCAAAAAACAAGGCCUCGGUGCUAGAAUUUUUACGUCACCUACCGAAGGCCAGCUCGGGGAGCUGAUUGGGCACGAGCUCUGCAUCAGCGUUCGGCCGGGACUCGUGUCCAAUCAGCAAAGACACGAGUUCCAGAGGAACGCUGACGCGGAAUUCGUGUCCAAUGCCUGCCCCGUGCUGGCCUUCACUAGGUGACGUAGAAAUUCCAGCUCUACGGCCUUGCUACCACUCUCUCUGUCUCGGUAAAACCGCGCAGUGGAGCAAAGCUGCCACCCUCACGAGAAAAUUAAAAGAAGGAACGCCACUCUUUCCAUUGGCUUACGAGGCCAUAGCGCUCGUAAGCUAAUCAGAAGAGUGGCGUUUGCUCUUCUAAUUGGCUCACAAGAGCUGCAGCGUUGGCUCCACCGCACGGUCUUAGUGAGACAGAGCGUGGGAGGUGUACGGCGUGAACCUUCCUUCGGUCGUGGCAGGUUUCGCAUUUCUCCAAGUCGCAUAUAGGGACUAUUCACUGGACGCCAUAUUUGUGGGUGCUGUUUAGA
Messenger RNA from Ixodes scapularis (black-legged tick), 1660 nucleotides. RefSeq names its product fibroblast growth factor 1 (gene bnl). Gene Ontology annotation, biological process: positive regulation of protein phosphorylation; positive regulation of cell population proliferation; regulation of cell migration. The transcript is spliced from 5 exons. The record is from RefSeq and is a predicted model, not a curated record. Gene Ontology annotation, cellular component: cytoplasm. The coding region runs from base 353 to 1069 and encodes 238 amino acids. Gene Ontology annotation, molecular function: fibroblast growth factor receptor binding; growth factor activity. NCBI's taxonomy places the organism in Eukaryota, Metazoa, Arthropoda, Arachnida, Ixodida, Ixodidae.